Elephantulus edwardii (Cape elephant shrew) is the source of this 1377-nucleotide messenger RNA. RefSeq names its product cytochrome P450 2J2-like. Bases 1 to 1377 code for a protein of 458 amino acids. Lineage: Eukaryota; Metazoa; Chordata; Mammalia; Macroscelidea; Macroscelididae. Gene Ontology annotation, biological process: xenobiotic metabolic process. Gene Ontology annotation, molecular function: iron ion binding; oxidoreductase activity, acting on paired donors, with incorporation or reduction of molecular oxygen, reduced flavin or flavoprotein as one donor, and incorporation of one atom of oxygen; heme binding. The transcript has 8 exons. Gene Ontology annotation, cellular component: cytoplasm; intracellular membrane-bounded organelle. The record is from RefSeq and is a predicted model, not a curated record.
AUGUUCACAGCGCUGGGCUCCCAGGCAGCUGCCCUCUGGGCAGGAUUCCAUCUGUGGACUCUCUUGCUGGGCGCCUUCGCCUUUCUGUUUUUUGCUGAUUUUCUCAAAAGGCGGCGCGGAAAAAACUACCCUCCUGGGCCCCGGAGCCUGCCUUUCUUUGGAAACUUCUUUCAGCUGGACUUUCCAGAGCCACACCAGGCUAUUCAGCGGCUUGUGAAGAAAUAUGGAAAUCUGCUUAGCUUGGAUUUAGGAUUCGUCCUUAGCGUUACUGUGACUGGAUUGACGUUAAUCAAAGAAGUCCUUUUGCAUAUGGACCAAAACACUUUGAGCCGCCCUGUGACUGCUAUCCGACAUUGUGUCUUCAAGAAACAUGGAUUGAUCAUGUCCAGUGGCCAGGAGUGGAAGGAGCAAAGGAGGUUUGCCAUGACAACACUGAGGAACUUUGGCUUAGGAAAGAAGAGCUUAGAUGAACGCAUUCAGGAGGAGGCCUGCUACCUUGUGGAAGCAAUACAAGAGGAGAAAGGAAAGCCUUUUGACCCUCACUUCAAGAUCAACAAUGCCGUUUCCAAUAUUAUCUGCUCCGUUACUUUUGGGGAGCGCUUUGAGUAUGAGGAUGCUCGGUUUCAGGAGCUGCUGAAGUUGCUGGAUGAAGCCACAUAUCUAGAAGCUAGUAUGUGGUGUGCGCUCUACAAUAUCUUUCCAUGGUUAAUGAAAUUCCUUCCGGGACCACACCAAACAGUCAUUAGAGACUGGGAGAAAUUGAAAUUAUUUGUUUCUGGCAUGAUUGAAAACCACAAGAAAGAUUGGAAUCCUGAUGAACCCAGAGAUUUCAUUGAUGCUUACCUCAAGGAAAUGACAAAGGUGAGAAAUCAGAAAGUACAAGCUGAAAUCAACAAAGUACUAGGCCAAUCACAGCUGCCCAGCACAGCCAACCGAGACCACAUGCCCUACACUAAUGCCGUCAUCCACGAGGUGCAAAGAAUGGGUAACAUCAUUCCCCUGAAUGUACCCAGGGAAGUGACAUUUGACACCACUCUGGAUGGCUACUAUCUGCCAAAGGGCACCAUGAUUCUGACCAAUCUGACAGCACUUCACAGGGACCCCAAAGAGUGGGCCACCCCUGACACAUUCAAUCCAGAGCACUUUCUGGAGAAUGGACAGUUUAAGAAGAGGGAAGCCUUUCUGGCUUUUUCAAUAGGAAAACGAGCUUGUCUUGGAGAACAGCUGGCCAGGACUGAACUGUUUAUUUUCUUCACUUCCCUUCUACAAAAAUUUACCUUCAUGCCUCCAGCCAAUGAGAAGCUGAGCCUCAAGUUCAGAUCAGGUCUCACCCUGUCCCCUGUGGGUUACCGCAUCUGUGCUGUUCCUGGAUCGUGA